CACCUCCACCGCCACCAGCGCAUCCACACAGGGGAGCGACCCUACAAGUGCAGUGAGUGUGGGAAGAGCUUCACAAGUAAUUCUGACCUCACCCACCACCAGCGCAUCCACACAGGAGAGCGACCCUACAAGUGCACCGAGUGUGGGAAGGGCUUCAAAAGCAAUUCUGAACUUGUCCACCACCAGCGCACCCACACAGGAGAGAGACCCUACAAGUGCCCCAAGUGCGGGAAGGGCUUCAAAAGCAAUCCUGACCUCAACCGCCACCAGCUUGUCCACACAGGAGAGAGACCCUACAAGUGCCCUGAGUGUGAGAAGAGCUUCAGAAGCGUUUCUGACCUCAUUGUCCACCAGAUCAUCCACACAGAAGACACACCAUACAGCUGUCCUCAAUGCCCACAGAGUUUUAAAAGCAAUUCUGACCUCACCCACCACCAGCGCAUCCACAGAGGAGAGAGACCCUACGAGUGCAAUGAGUGUGGGAAGACCUUCAAAAGAAAUUCCCAUCUCACCUACCACCAGCGCACCCACACAGGAGAGAGACCCUACAAGUGCCCUGAGUGUGGGAAGGGCUUCACAAGCAGUUCUGACCUCAUUGUCCAUGAGCGCAUCCACACAGGAGAGAGACCAUUUAAGUGUCCGUGUGGGAAGAGCUUCAAAAGAAGUUCUGACCUCAUUUACCACCAGCAUAUCCACACAGGAGAGACACCCUACAAGUGCCCUGAGUGUGGGAAGGGCUUUAGAAGAAGUUCUAACCUCAGCUCCCACAAACGCAUCCACAGGGUAGCAGCAUCCAAGCGUAGCAGCGCCCUGAGUUUGUGAGAACCUCCAGAAGCAGUUCCUGCCUCCUGCCCUACCACACAUCCCCCCAGGAGACAGAGCCUGCAGUGCCCAGUGUGCAAAGAGCUUCAUCCAGAGCCCAAGCUUCAUUGCUAUCCCAAGAAAAUCUCUCGCUGUGCCCAGUUUUCUCUUCUGCUUGUCCUGCAAGCAGCUUUUUGAAGCCGUUCCCUAAGGAAAAGCGGCUGUGCAGGCAUGUGCUGUGUGCCUGUGUGCCAUGUGUUCCUCUCAGUCAUUUCUGAGUCCACUGAUGAGUCAGGUAAAAGGGGCAAGAGAAAAAUAAUGCUACUCUUGGAGUCUUACUGAAAAUCACAUGCAGGUGAAUGGGGAGGGGGAGAAUAAAGUAGCUAAGUUGUCCCAGAGCUUUUGUUUUCAUGGAGGUCUCACCCUAUUUUCUUAAAAUCAAAGAUAAUGGGUGAAUGCAGGACAGGGAAAAGAUAAUGGGGGGUUUGUUACUCAUGCUGACUCCAGCUCUUUCUUCUUCUGGAUGAAGGCACGUUUCAUACACAGUCCCAUCACCCCUCCUAACUGUGCUACACAUUGGCUGUACGUCUCUUCCUGAAUGCUUUGAUCAGGAGCUCAGAACAGCUGUCAGACACCAAGUGUGGGUGGGCUCCAAUAAACCGAUGAAAGCUUAGCUUGUUCUUCCGAAAUGCAGCGUCUCAGGACUCAGCAGGUGCUGUGAGCAGAAGGCAGUGCAAAGCCACACA
This is a messenger RNA of Phasianus colchicus (ring-necked pheasant), 1547 nucleotides long. The record is from RefSeq and is a predicted model, not a curated record. Lineage: Eukaryota; Metazoa; Chordata; Aves; Galliformes; Phasianidae.